Messenger RNA from Paramuricea clavata, 576 nucleotides. NCBI's taxonomy places the organism in Eukaryota, Metazoa, Cnidaria, Anthozoa, Malacalcyonacea, Plexauridae. The record is from the annotation of a GenBank genome assembly.
AUGUAUUAUCAAACGUAUAGUGGUGAUGGUGAAUAUAAAUUUUAUAAGUCUGAUGUGAGUGUUGGUGGUAAGUUGUUUGUGAUUGAUAGUGGGAAGUUUGGGGUGUUAAAGAAAGAUUUACCAAAAGUUGUUAAGUAUAAUGUUAGGCGUGGCGUUAGAACGUAUGUCCCUAAGAUUCAUGUUGAACUUGUGUGCGAGCAUCUUGUGAAAGUGCGACAGUGGUUUCGAGAUGAGAAAGUUUGUGAUACACCUGGACUUAGAUUUCUUCUUGCGAGAUUGUGUAGCAUGUUGAGUGUAGUUCCAAAGAGAAACUUGAGGGAUGUUUAUCCUUCUCCUAGAUGUGAGGCUCAUGAGUUUCUUUUCUAUGGAAUCAUGGUGCCACAUUUUGAGUGGGAAGUUCAGGAUUGUAAAUACUAUAGAAGGUGGUGUAAAGUUGUUCAGAAACUUUGUAGUGAGAGUCUUGAGGGAGACAUUAUUAUGCCGCGGUUUAUAUCGUGGGAGGAGUGGUAUAGUAUGUACUGGGAUAACGAGGAUCAACUACUUAAGAGAGGAUUUAUAAAAUGUGGGCGUGGUUAA